Molecule: messenger RNA, 5515 nt
Organism: Chinchilla lanigera (long-tailed chinchilla)
Lineage: Eukaryota; Metazoa; Chordata; Mammalia; Rodentia; Chinchillidae
Gene: Tram2
Product: translocation associated membrane protein 2
Exons: 8
Coding region: 49-939 (296 amino acids)
Biological process (GO): SRP-dependent cotranslational protein targeting to membrane, translocation; protein insertion into ER membrane
Cellular component (GO): endoplasmic reticulum membrane
Source: RefSeq, a predicted model, not a curated record
GAUGUAGCUCAGUAUGAAGGGCCUAGGUUCAGUCCCCAGUGCCACUAAAUGAAUAAACAAAUGCAGAAGCACUCCUUGGUGUGGAGGAAGUCCCAGCAGUGGAGACACCCGGUGAAACUGGUGCGGUGCGAUGGGGGCUGGGGCCAGAUGCAGGGGCUGUGGGUCCUGCCAGUCUUUUUCUCCUGCUUUUCAGCUUUCCGGUGGGCAGCAGUGCUAGCGCACCUACUCGUUCAUUCUGAAGGGUACCUAACCAACCCAAGAAGCCUCUGGGAAGACUACCCGCAUGUGUACCUCUCCUUCCAGGUGAAGUUUUUCUACCUGUGCCAGCUGGCCUACUGGCUGCAUGCACUUCCUGAGCUUUACUUCCAGAAGGUACGGAAGGAGGAGAUUCCCCGCCAGCUCCAGUACAUUUGCCUGUACCUGGCCCACAUAGCGGGAGCGUACCUCUUGAACCUCAGCCGCCUGGGCCUCGUCUUGCUGCUGCUGCAGUACUCCACCGAGUUCCUCUUCUACACGGCGCGCCUCUUCUACUUCGCGGACGAGAACAACGAGAAGCUGUUUAACGCCUGGGCUGCCGUGUUUGGGGUCACGCGCCUCUGCACCCUCACCCUGGCUGUGCUGGCCAUCGGCUUUGGACUGGCCCGCGUGGAAAACCAGGCCUUCGACCCCGAGAAAGGGAACUUCAACACCUUGCUCUGCAGGCUGCUCGUGCUGCUGCUGCUGUGUGCCGCCCAGGCCUGGCUCAUGUGGCGCUUCAUCCACUCGCAGCUGCGACACUGGCGGGAGUACUGGAACGAGCAGAACGCCAAGCGGAGAGUCCCAGCUGUCCCCAGGCUCCCGGCCAGGCUCACCAAGAGGGAAUCCGGUUACCAUGAAAAUGGAGUGGUGAAAGCAGAGAACGGAACCUCCCCACGGACUAAGAAACUCAAGUCUCCUUAAGGCCAAAGUGCUGGGAACAGGAAUCCUCUGCAGGGCCUGGGGGGGGCAGGAGCCCAGGCCCCACCCGCCGCCUCCUCCCUCCCGGAGCCUCUGUCUCCGUCCACAGGAGCCGCUCUUCAAAGGGGUUUUCUCUCUCUCACUUCCUGGCUUUCUCUUCUCCUUCUUCCGCGUACCUUUCUCAAUAAAGCCAAAAAUCUCCCUCUCGCUCCCGGAAGCAUCCUCAUGGCUUCUCCUCUGUGCUGUGUUGGGUUUUCCAGAAGCCCAGAUCCUUCUGCCGGUUCUGUUUCAGCUUGCCUCUUCCUUCUCUUCACUCAUGGCUGCUGCUUUUUCUUUUCUUCAUUUUUCCUUAACGUGCAAUUUUUCUGUGUCUGAUUUUUACAACGGGAGGGAGCUGAGACUGCAGUCCUGCCGGUGAGCCGCGGGAGCUGGCGGUCUGGAAGCCUCAUGCCAAGGAGCUUCGCCCGGGGCCGGCGGCUGGCCCCGCGCUAGUCCUUGUGCGGAGAGGCAGGAAGGGGAGAGCCGCCUCCUGGAUCACAACCUCCUUGGUGCUGAUGUUGCGGAGGUGUAUGGUUCCAGUCCCGCGCAAGCCCGCUGGAGAUGCGGCAGCUGCUGCCGGCUGGGGGUGAUGCUGAGGCCUCUGGCCCUGGCUCCUGGCAGCCCCGUCGGGAAGGACAGUGCUCGUUCCCUAGGUCUCACAGAACGGCCUUGGGCUGCAAGCGCCUGCCGUCGCCGUGGAGGUGCACGCUGGAGGAGGACGGCAAGAGCCAGGCACGCUAAGCAGCAGGGACUUCUGGAAACCUAACAGACACGACGGGAAGGACAGCACAGCCAGUCGAUGUAGGCCUUUCUCCACCAGGGCCAGCAGCCGUGGGUCUUCGACCGUUCACCAGCAUUCACAACCAAACCAAACCGCUGUCAGCAGAGCCUGCCCGGAUGUGCCGGUCUGAAGUCUAGAGCCAAGCAGCCCUGUCAGGGCCAACCUUCUGCCUGCACUCCACCUGUCCCGCAGCAGAGACGCCGAGCCGCAGGGGCUGUAGGCCGCUCCAGUCCCCAGGGUCCCAGAGCCGGUCCCCUGGCCACCUUCCCCGUGGCCUCACGUGCUGAGUGCUCUUCGGAGCCGUUGUCAUUUGCUCUUGUGUGUCAAGCACGCCCACAGCAUGGACCUAGGACCGACGCAGAGUUGCUUUCCGGUCGGAGGAGCAGACGUAGUCCUGUCAACGGGAGCUUUUGGUCCCGCCCACCGGUGUCUCUUCCUCCCCCCAGCCGGAGCCGGGGCUGCCGGUCCUUGUGGUGCUGUGUGAGGACUUCCAGAAGGGGAGGUGGGCUUUUAGAGGUCCCGAUGAAGGGCCCUGGAACUCUGUGCUGAGGGGAGGGGUGCACAGGGUGGCACAGGAACGUUAAGGUCACUUGGCAUGCAGCUGCGCUUGCUGAUACCAUCGCAGAGACCAGACCUUGGGUUUGUACCGAAAAAGGGGCAGAUGGAUCUUUUCCUCAAGAAAGCCCCACUCGAGGUCACGUGUGUUACAGAGUCAAACUUAGCAGUACCUGAGGGAUGUGUUUCCAGGCGCCCUUGUAGACGGUCACGUCUGCCCGAGAUAAACAGGUGGAAUGGGGAACAGUUGCCUUGGCUUCUGGUUACCCUUGGGCAGCAGGACAGUGUCUUUGAAAGUGGGCAUCUCCUGCUUCCCUCGCCUUGUGGGCGGUCAAGGGCAGCUUGGUGUGAACUCCGCAGAGCUGAGCCGGGCCUCUUAGCCACAUGCUCCCGGCCCUGCCCAGAGCUGCUUGUGGAGGUGCAGCGCAGCCGGCAGCCUCUGAGCCCACCCUCCUCCCCGGGAGCCUCGCCGCCCCCGCAAGGCCUAGGGGAGCCGCUGUCUCUGUGUGCUGUGUGGAGGGGCCCCGGGCGCGGCAGUCAGAGCAGCUGGCGUCUCGGGCCUGGCAGCCGCACUGUGCGCGGACAUCUCCAUCGCUCUGUCCCUGGGUACCAGAGGUGAGGCCUUCCUGCUCCCUAAGUCUCGUACAAGCAUCUGGUGCUGCCCGUCCGCUGUGCGCUGGGUGUGACAGCGCAGACCCGGGCCAGGGCGCCUUAGGGCCUGUACCCUGAGGGACAGAUACUUGCUCAGUGACAGGAGGUGGUAAAAUCUCUCCUAUGCUAAAAGGAAACUCUGAGGUCAUGAAUAAGGGUGGUAGCUCACCAGCUUGGGCUUCAGGGAUGUUUGGGGGCUUAGAGUGUGAUUACAGGAUCCUUUCUUACCCGUGCCUGUCUGCCUGGGACAUUUGUGUCCACAAAGCCAAGUCUGUCACGUUGGCACAAGCCAGGCUUUAAGUAACGCCGUUCCGCUUCAUCCUGUGAGCGUCUUGGCCUCGCUUGUACCAACUGGGGCACGCUGGCUGCUUGCUUCAUUUCUCUGUGGGCCCUCAUCUCCACAAAAGUGCCAAACCAAUCGGGAGGGCCGUCACACCCCUCCCCCUGAGGCCACCCAGGGCAGAAGAUGCUAAUCUACCUCAGCAGCCGCACGCCUGCCCCGCGGCGCCUCCCUGGCACACCUGUGUGGGGCGCCAGCAGGUGGCAGUGGUGGGAGAGCUCGGCCUUUGGUGGGAGGAGCGUUGCCUGGGCUGAGGCCCCUCCUGGGAGGUUCAGUGGCAGGAGAGUUAUUUUUACCAUCCAGGCUGCGGUACUGCACUGUUAAUAAUCCGUGUGUUCCUCUCCAAGGAAGGACGGCCGUCGGGGAGGGGAGCCGUCUCUCCCUGUGCCGUGGGUCCCGGCCCUGAGUGUUCUCGGGCCGCCAGACGUAAGUGGUUGCUGAGAGCUGGCCUACUCCUGUCCCCAGGCAGAACCUAGCAACUCCUAGGGAAGCACAUUAGAGACCUGUGCUCCGGCCGCCUUCAUCCGUGCUUGUCUUCACUGCAGUCUUGGGACUCUUGAGCGCUGGAUCCCGGUCCUCCCGGUUGUGGUCUGAGGUUUCCUUUUGGAACCUCCCUCAGCUCCCCUUGACCUUUUCUCUGAGGGGUAAAUAAGAAGUAGGAAGGCACUGCGGGACCUGUUCCACAGAUGCUCUUAUGAAAAGGCUUGGUGGCCCCUGCGGCUGGGGCAGGCCUUCGAGUUUACCCUCCGCGCCACAGCUUUCCCCGCGCAGGGAUUCCACGGCUGUCAGCAUUUCGUGCUCGGGGCUCUGUCCUCGCCCUCAGAAGUCCCCGUUCGCUUCGUAUCACAAGUGCCUUACAUCGCCGCGUGCCUUUAUCCGAAUUGUGUGGCCAGCUGCCAGCUCCGGGGCUUUCGGGCUCUUGGGCGCAUGCACGCAGACACUGUACCUCGGCCGUUAGUGCAGGGAAAGGACGCGGCCUGGCGGUGCCCCUCAGCUGCCCGCUGCCCGGGGCGGUGGGGUCUGGUAUGUUCCCCGCGUUGUUUCUGGUUUCUCCCGUGGUCAGCCUCCCCUGACCUGGCCGGGUGGCUGAGCAGCCUGCGGUGUAGCACAAGGCAGGGCCCUGCGCCUUGUACCGACUAGUGAAGUUCGGAGGCUUCAGCGCCCCCAGCCCUGUGUCUCUGGCCGCGCAGGGUCCCUCCCUCCCAGCUGCGUCCUCCUCCCACCUGGGCCGCUUUCCGUGCAGCCCGGAGGCCCUGCCGGAAGGUGCGGCCGGUACUCCCUGGUCCAGGCCCGCCUGCAGGCAGCCCGUUGGACAGUGGGCCUGGACCCCAGCCGCAGCCUGACCUCUGAGUUAGGUGGACUUGCGUGGCGGCGCCCUCCCCUGCCCCUCGCCUGCCUGCUCCUGUCCCCCGGGUUGUGCAAUAACUGCCCCUGCCGGUGGUCCGCAAGCCUUUCUGUCCCUUACAACACCGUGCGGGAGGGGAGGGGAACCCGCGGGAGGGGCUGUUAUUCCUUACAGAUGUGUCGGUCACCCUCCCUUCGUCACUGUCAUUUUCAUGAUCCUGGGAGAGUUUUAUGACACUCUUAGAAGUCCUUACAUUAAAAAAAAAGUCUUUUGGAAGGAAAAUCCAUCCUCAGGAUGGGACCCAAGUCAGUGUCUGGGACUGAGAUCUGUUUUGAUGCUGGGGGCACCACUGCCACUCUGCUUGGGAGCAUUCCACAGUCUCUCGUUCCUGUGGAGAAGACCCAGGUUUCGUGUGGGGGCCCGUCCACUCGCUGGGGCCUGGCUGUGGGGGUCCCCCAUCUGCCGGGUGGGCGCCAGUGUUCGCGUGAUGAGUCUGUAGACCUCACUUUCUAGUUCUCUGUUUAGUAAACACCUGAAGGAUAAGCUGAGGCUGCUGGUACCCAGAGCAACGCAUAAUGCAAAUGUGGACACAUUGUCUGUUUUUCUACGUUAGCCUCUUCCUGUUACGGACCAAAUUGCAACAAGGAACUCAAGGAACAUGUGUACCUGCCGUAUUUAUGCUUUCGUGUAACGGGGUUGGGGGGAGGGGUGUCUUUUUACUUCCGGUGAACUUUUUCAAAACCCUUUUUCCACUGUUUCUGUCUGGUUUUAAAGCAAAUCACAGUUUUGUAUGGAUUUUUUAAAUGUACAUUUUGAAAAAAAAUCAAAUAUUUUCUGAAAUAACUGAAUAAAAGGCAUAGAAUUAUCA